Molecule: messenger RNA, 330 nt
Organism: Dermatophagoides pteronyssinus (European house dust mite)
Lineage: Eukaryota; Metazoa; Arthropoda; Arachnida; Sarcoptiformes; Pyroglyphidae
Product: 60S acidic ribosomal protein P1-like
Source: RefSeq, a predicted model, not a curated record
AUGUCUAACGUUGAAGUUGCUUCGAGAGAAAUGUGUGCUGUGGCUGCACUUUUAUUAAAACAAAGUGGUCAGGAAGUUAAUGUUGAUAACCUUUCCAAGGUUAUCGACGCAGCCGGUGCCGAAGUGGAAUCCUACUGGUAUAAAAUAUUUGCCGAAGCCUACCAAAAGGUCGAUGUAGAUGUCAUUCUCAAAUCAUCUUGUAUCUCUGGUCCAGCAGCUCCCGCCGCUGCAGUAGUUUCCCAAGAAGAAUCUGCCAAGCCCGCUGAAGAAGCUCCCAAACCAGCAGAAUCUGAAUCUGAUGACGAUAUGGGAUUCAGCCUUUUUGAUUAA